Radiomyces spectabilis is the source of this 3213-nucleotide messenger RNA. RefSeq names its product adaptin N terminal region-domain-containing protein. Bases 236 to 3064 code for a protein of 942 amino acids. The record is from RefSeq and is a predicted model, not a curated record. Lineage: Eukaryota; Fungi; Mucoromycota; Mucoromycetes; Mucorales; Radiomycetaceae. Gene Ontology annotation, biological process: protein secretion; intra-Golgi vesicle-mediated transport; endoplasmic reticulum to Golgi vesicle-mediated transport. Gene Ontology annotation, molecular function: structural molecule activity. Gene Ontology annotation, cellular component: COPI vesicle coat; endoplasmic reticulum-Golgi intermediate compartment; endoplasmic reticulum. The transcript has 12 exons.
UGUGUUUUCGCGCUGUGCACCACGUAGAUAGGGAAAGUGGGAAGUUUCCGCUUUUCGUUCAGCUUGUGUUUUCUCUUUUACUUGCACGAAUUCCUUUCAUCUCAUCCCGGCUUGUAAACGAGCUAUACGUGUAAAAGACGAACACCUUUGACCAACACCGCCACUUGACUCAUCGCCUUUUAUUUCUUUUCAGCAGCACUCCUCGUUCCCUGAAAUAAAAAAGAAUAGUGGCAUCAUGAGUUACGGCAAACGAGACGACGACACUGGUGAAGUCGGCCUUUUCUAUCAUCUCGACAAAACGGUGGUUCUUCAGGAAGCCCGCGCUUUCAACGACACGCCUAUCAGUGCAAGAAAAUGUCGUCUUCUUCUGACCAAAAUCAUUUAUUUGCUUUACUUGGGCGAACCGUUCGCUACAAAGGAAGCCACCGACCUUUUCUUCAACGUCAUCAAACUCUUUCAGUCAAAAGACACAUCCUUACGCCAAAUGAUGUAUCUUGUCAUCAAAGAACUUUCCAAAACAGCAGAAGACGUGAUUAUGGUGACCCAGUCACUUAUCAAAGAUAUUCAAUCCAAGCAAGAAACCAUUUAUCGUGCCAAUGCUAUUCGCGCCUUGUGCCUCAUCACUGAUCCAUCGAUGAUUCAAGGUAUCGAACGUAUCUUGAAAGCAUCCAUCGUGGAUAAAACGCCUUCUGUUUCAUCGGCAGCGCUCGUGUCAUCCUAUCAUCUCUAUGGCGUCGCCAAGGAUAUCGUUCGCAGAUGGUCAAACGAAGUACAGGAAGCGGUGCAUGCAAAGUCAAGCAGUGGAUUUGCCUCGGCCGCCUCCAGUUACAUGUCUAGCUUUGGCGGAGCGGCCGAUAAAUCGAACGUGGUGAUCUCAGCCAGCAAUAUUACGCAGUAUCACGCUUUGGGCCUCUUGUAUCAAAUUAGACAGCACGAUCGAAUGGCGGUGGCCAAAUUGGUGCAGGCAUUUGCAGGUGGUCGUAGCGGAGGUAUUCUUGGUGGUGGCGGAAGUCCUUUGAAGAAUCCUGCUGCUGUAUGCUUGUUGAUUCGCUAUGCAUGCAAAGUUAUGGAAGAUGAUCCAAGUGCUACCCGUCGUAUGUAUGAACUUUUGGAAGGAUUUUUGCGUCAUCGCAGUGAUAUGGUCAAUUUGGAAGCGGCACGCGCUAUUUGUGAAAUUCCAGACAUGUCAUCCAAAGAACUCUAUCCUGCCAUCUCAGUCUUGCAACUCUUCCUUUCAUCGCCUAAACCGACCUUGCGUUUCGCGGCUAUCCGUAUCCUGAACAAACUGGCCCAAUCCAAACCUGCGGUGGUGUCGCCCUGCAACCUGGAUAUUGAAAACUUGAUUACCGAUCAAAACCGUAGCGUGGCCACCUUUGCCAUCACCACAUUACUCAAGACCGGCAACGAGGCCUCAGUGGAUCGUUUGAUGAAACAAAUUUCGGGUUUCAUGGGUGAAAUCUCGGAUGAAUUCAAGGUGAUUGUGGUGGAUGCCAUCCGAUCGUUGUGCCUCAAAUUCCCCGCCAAGCAAGUCGUCAUGCUCACCUUUUUGAGCGGAGUGUUACGUGACGAAGGCGGUUACGACUUUAAAAAGGCCGUGGUAGAAGCCAUUUUUGACAUGAUCAAAUUCAUUCCCGAAAGCAAAGAUACAGCCUUGUCGUACCUUUGCGAGUUUAUUGAAGAUUGUGAAUUCACCAAAUUGUCGGUGCGUAUUCUUCACGUUCUCGGUGUCGAAGGUCCCAAGACAACGACCCCUACCAAGUUUAUUCGCUACAUUUACAACCGCGUGAUACUUGAAAAUUCGAUUGUGCGAGCAGCGGCCGUCAGCGCUCUCGCUAAAUUUGGUGUCAAUGUGGAAGAUCCACUCGUCAAGAAGAGUGUUCACGUCUUAUUGACAAGAUGUCUUGAUGAUACAGAUGACGAAGUGCGUGACCGCGCUACAUUGUAUCUCACUUUUAUGGAUCACACCGAUCUCGCCAAACGUUUCGUGAAGGAUGAUGCCACCUUUGCACUUCCUACAUUGGAACAUCAACUUGUUGAAUAUCUUAAUAACCCUCUCGGUAAUGACCAGGAAUUCGAUUUGCAGAAUAUUCCUGUCAUCAGCAAAGCUCAAGAAGAAGAGGAGCGACGACGUCUCCGUACACAAGAUAUUACAGCUGGGCCUACGUUGGCAACGCCCUCUACCGCACAACCUGGCACCCCUGCUACACCGUCGACACCGGGUGCCCCUGCUGCGGGUGUUUCUAGCUUGGAUCAACAGGCCAUGUAUGCCGAAAAACUGUCGGCCAUUCCCGAAUUUGCCACAUUUGGUCCCUUAUUCAAGAGUUCUAGCAAGCCUGUUGAACUCACCGAAAGCGAAACGGAAUACGUUGUGCACUGUGUCAAACACACGUACCUGAAUCACAUCGUCUUCCAAUUCAACUGUACAAAUACGCUCAACGAUCAGUUAUUGGAGAGUGUAGAAAUGCUCAUGCAACCCGAAAUUGACGAUUGUGGACUUGUCCAAGUGGCCAGUAUUGCAGCCGAGAAAUUAGAAUACAACGUGACAGGUGUCCUGUAUCUUGCUUUCCAGAAAGAACAAGCAGAUGAAUUCCCUGUGGUAUCGUUUACAAAUACACUUAAAUUCGUGGUGAAAGAUUGCGAUCCAACGACGGGCGAGCCUGACCCUGAGGGUUAUGAAGACGAAUACCAAGUGGAAGAUGUGGAAGUGCUCACAAGCGAUUACAUUCGUCCGACAUACAUCUCUAGUUUUGCUGAAGAAUGGGAACCGCUUGCUGAAAAUGAAGCAAUAGAAACAUUUGCUUUGGAUAAAGAGAAGGCUCCAAGUUUGAAGGCUGCAUGUGUUGCCAUCAUGGAUCUUCUUGGCAUGCAAGCACUGGAAGAUACAGCGUUGCCAAAGAGUAGCAAUGUACAUACCUUGCUUUUGGCAGGUAUCUUUGUAGGAGGUAGCAAAGUACUGGCGCGAUGCAGAAUGACGUUUAGCAACACAACAGGCGUUGCAUUUGAGUUGGCAGUCCGAAGCGAUGACACUGUCAUUUCGCAGAUUGUGCUGUCUGCUAUUGCUUAGAACUGAGUAAAUAAAAAGAAACCCUCACUAUAUCUUUACAUUAUCUAAAAAUGAACAAAUCGCAGUUGAUUCACCCUUGAGGAUAUUGCCACCAUUCCAACGGUAUCCAAAUGAUAAAUACUCUUUCUCACAGAUAUCACUGUCCUCGG